UGUGCAAUCAGCUGAUCGUUACAACUUUAUAUUUGCGCAAUCUGAAUUCUGAAUCUCAAAUCUCAAUCUACUUUAGCUAGGACAAAUAAUGUAAAUACAUUAUACAUUGUAGUAUUUUGUUAAAGAUAAUUGAAAUGUGCUGUCUAGUGUACUUGUAGCAAUGUGAUUACUGAUAAUCAGUACCAAAUAUAUACCUUGAUAUAAAAAUAAUGUCAAAGGAAAUAAUAUAGGUUCAUGAUAUAAUUCAUAACCAUCGCAAAUAAUUUCGUAAUAUAUUUAUAUUAUCUCAGAACUUGAAAAAAUUUAGAAAUGUAUUUCAAAAAAAUAUUUACAAGUUUAUCAACAAGAAAUUUAGUUUUAUUACAAGCUCGGAACAUAAACUGUUGGUCAUGUGGCAAAGAUACAACUUUAGUUUCGAACUUAUUUUGUUCAAAUUGCAAAACCCUUCAAAAGCCAGACAAUGUGGAAAAUUACUUUAAGCUAAUGGGGGUUGAUGAAACCUAUGACCUAGAUGAGGAGGACCUAUCAAAGAGAUAUAAGCAACUUCAAAGAUAUUUGCAUCCAGACAAAUAUGCAAACAGAAAUAAAAUGGAGCAAGAAAUAUCAGCAAAAUAUUCCUCUUUAGUCAAUGAGGCCUACAAAACUCUAUUGGAACCCUUACCAAGAGGUAUAUAUAUGUUAAAGCUUAGAGGAAAACAAAUUGAAGAAAAUACGGUGACAGAUCCUGCCUUCUUAAUGCAAAUAAUGGAAAAAAAUGAAGAAGUUGAAAAUGCAAAAACAGAAGCUGAAAUUAUAAAACUUAAUAAAGAAAUAAAAUUGAUCAUUCAAGAUCUUCAAAAGAAGUUGUCAACUGCAUUUUUUGGUGGUGACAUGGAAAAAGUUAAGAAAUUAUUGGGACAGAUGAAAUAUUAUUCAAGCAUAUACAAUCAAAUUCAAAACUCCAUACGGAAUAAAGGAAUUAUAAGAUAAAUUUUAUGUUUUUGCAUUAUGCAAAAAAAACAAUAUUAUUGUAAAUAGAGUACUUAUAGCUUUGUUAAUUACACAUAUGAAUGUUAAUUUUUUUAUUUCUUCUAAAUUGUAUUACACUUUUUACAGAUAAAGACAAUCAAAAAUAUUAAAACCCUGUGAUGUUUGUUUUUGUUGUGAUAAAAAAUGAAGCUUUGUGUCAAUAUUAAAGAGUCACUCGCAUAAAUAUUGAACCAAGAUUUUUGUAGGCCAAGUAAACUUUGCAGCUUGCCAAUACAAUCCUGAUUUGUCAUUAUAACACCAGUCUGAUGGUGCGGCAUUAGUCAUUACCCAGCUAGUUGUAACAGUUCUAAACAGUUUCUAGAUAGUGGUUUUUAGACAUAAAAUGUAUGUUCUAUAAUAAAAUUAGUCCAUA
Pieris brassicae (large cabbage white) is the source of this 1381-nucleotide messenger RNA. RefSeq names its product iron-sulfur cluster co-chaperone protein HscB (gene Hsc20). The transcript has 3 exons. Bases 310 to 969 code for a protein of 219 amino acids. Gene Ontology annotation, cellular component: mitochondrion. The record is from RefSeq and is a predicted model, not a curated record. NCBI's taxonomy places the organism in Eukaryota, Metazoa, Arthropoda, Insecta, Lepidoptera, Pieridae. Gene Ontology annotation, molecular function: protein-folding chaperone binding; ATPase activator activity. Gene Ontology annotation, biological process: protein complex oligomerization; [2Fe-2S] cluster assembly.